UUUAUUAUUUUUCUCUCUCUGCUAGAUUAUGUAUUGCAUUGAACUGCUGCUGCUAAGUUAACAAAUUUCACGUCACAUGCCGGUGAUAAUAAACCUGAUUUUGAUUCUGAGGGGUAAUAACUGUUCCUGAACCAGGUGGUGUGGGACUUUAGGUUCCUGUACCUUCCUCCCGAUGGCAGCAGCGAGAAGAGAGCUUGUCCUGGGUGGUGGGUGCUGCUUUCCUGCGGCGGGCUCCGUGUAGUUUGCGCUCAAUCCGAGCUAUUCUGGGGGAAAAUUAAAAUCACGGCAUAUCCUUAUUACAGCCACAUAUUUGUUCUCAAACCCGUGUCAUAUUCCCACUUCACCAGCCGUACCACGUGAUGCCGGGGCGGCCCCGGUGCUGUAGUACCACGGGAUACCCGAGGCGGCGCUGGCGCUGUAGUACAGGAGAUGUCAGGGGUCUUUGAUGCUGCAGUACCGCGGGCUACCGAGGGGUGACGCUGCUGCUGCAGACUCGCGGAUUCCCGAGGGCGAUGGCGCUCCAGUACCGCGGAAUGCCGGGGGGCGGCGCUGCUGCAGUACCACGUGAUACAGCGGGGGAACCGGAAGUGGUGCCAGGCGCUGCCGAGAGGCUCUGGAGCCGCUCCCAUGGCGACCCGUGCGCUACAGGAAUGGGCCCGGCGACAGGUCGACGGCUACCCCGGCGUGGAAGUGAAGAACAUGACCUCGAGCUUCAGGGACGGCCUCGCCUUCUGUGCCAUCAUCCACCGGCACCGGCCGGACCUCAUAGACUUUGAUUCGCUUUCUAAAGAAAAUGUCUACGAAAACAAUCGCCUGGCAUUUGAAGUGGCGGAGCAGGAGCUGGGAAUUCCUGCGCUUUUGGACGCGGAAGACAUGGUGGCGAUGCGUGUUCCAGAUCGGCUCAGCAUUCUUACCUACGUGUCGCAACUGUACAAUUACUUCACCAACCAGACCCACGCUGGUGUUCCCCCGACCAUGAAGAGACCAGCUGCAACAUCACCAUCAGAACCAUCCGUUAAGAAAGUGGUCACGGUGAACAAGCAAGUGCUCUCACCACAUAGUGACCCCCCAGUGGCAGCUGACGAGAGGCCCCAGCGGAACACCCUGAGCAGCACAUGUGCAAUUUGCAGCAAGCACGUUCACUUGGUGCAACGAUACUUGGUGGAUGGAAAACUUUACCAUCGCAACUGCUUUAGGUGUAAAGAAUGUUCUAGCACUUUGCUCCCUGGAGCCUACAAACCAGGUGCACAUUCAGGAACUUUCGUAUGCACACACCAUCGAGGACGGGUCACUGGGCAGCCGCAGCGACCCGCGUCCGGUCCGAGCCUGCCGUCGUACCAUGGAUCUCUGCCAACUACAGUUUCACCAGCUAGCCCACGGACACCGCAUCAUUCUCAGGUGCCGACAGAAGCAUCCGAAGGCUAUGGUCCCAGCCAGAUGAAAAGAGCGGAGCUAAAUGCGGAGGAAAGUGGUGAGAAAUCAUGCAGUCCAGGGAGUGGCCUUUCACCCUCAGUGCCUUCUGAGCACUAUCAUCCCACUGCUGACAAAAUCCCAAAACUUUCCAGCAGCACAGACUUAAAGGAAACAUCAAAGCCUGGUGUGGAGUCUCAAACGCCAGAGGCAACACAGAGGUCAGCGGACCAUUCUGUUUGUAAAGAUCAAACUGAGAAUGGUAUCAGUAAGCAGCCUGACCUGCUUGUUUCCCCGAAUGAGCAGCGACUGGCAGUAGUGAUGGAGACGGAUGUCGCUGCCGAGAGCACCAACAGUUCAGAGCCUCCCGCCGGAUGCAACGACGGAACCCCAGAUUCAAGCCACACAGAAGCGAGCAAAGAGACUGCUGAAAAGCAGCUGAAAACUCUUCCUGUCCCCAUUCCAAGGAAAACCGUUGACUCUGCAACGUCGCCCGUGGCAACACCACGCCCCGUACCUCGGCCGCGGGUCAGCUUUGGCGGUGGAACGAGUGAAACCUCAGUCCAGAGAUCGGAGACGGGUGAACUUGCAAAUGGAGGCGUGACCGAGCAAACUACUCCAGUGCCGAAGCCCCGGGAUCGGCCCCGGUCCCUGACAGAACGGUGCACUCCGGAGGCCAGAAAAGGAGACACCAAGCCUAAGGACCCUCCUUGGCUCUCAUUGGUAAACUCUGAGCCAAAACGGAGGCCUGCUCCACCCCGGCCUGGAACGCGGCCCCAGCCCAGUAACACUCAGCAGGAGGCAGUCGAGACUCGCUCCUUAAACCCAUUCGAGGGGGACGACGAGGAGACAAACGACACAUCUGAGAAAGUGCCCAGUGCAGCGUCGACUGAAACUGUUACCAAACCAAGCCACCCGUGGUACAGUAUUCAGGUAGCUAACAGCCCACGGAGCAAAAAGCGGCCAGCACCUCCAGCACCGAACGCAUCGCCGUCAGCUCUUCGCUCGGCCCAGUCUCCAGCCCCCAAAACAAGCCCUUCCCCAUCCCUUAGUAUGGAAAGUAUUACAGGGGACUCUGCAAAGUCUACUCCGGAACUACACAGAAAAUUUGAAGAUGGUCCUGCUCUGGCUGCCAAGAGCCCAGAGGCAGCCUGCAAGACUCCAGUAGGAGUCAGUGGGGCUCCAGAGGUGGUCAUUGAGACUGGUGGGAGCCCGGAAUCGGCUAGCAGAAGCCCAUCUGACACCAGCAGGAUUCCAGAGAUGGCCAGCGAGAACCCAGUGAUGGCCAGUGAGAGUCCAGAGUCAACUGGCGAGAGCGCGGAGGUGGCCGGUGGGAGCCCAGCGACCAAGGAGGCUACCACAGCAUCCAGUGAAAGUCCAGCACCAUUCAGCUACCACCGACCUCCACCUAAGCCACCAUCAGCCCCUAGUCCUGUGCCGUCACUUUACCCAUCCUUUGAAUCAAGCAGAGUAAAUGCUGCCAGCACAGAUCCUCAGUCAAAGUCAUCUUGCAAAGAAAAUCCAUUCAAUAGAAAAUCUUCCCCCGCCGGAGGAGCUGUCCCACACAGGCCACGGAAAGGGCCAAAGCCAGCUCGUCCACCAGCACCCGGCCAUGGAUUUCCACUGAUUAAACGCAAGGUACAUGCUAAUCAGUACAUUCCAGAGGAGAGUAUCCAAGGAGAGUUGGAACAACUGGAGCUGCAGCUUGACGAACUGGAACUCCGCGGAGUUGCUCUGGAGGAAAAACUGCGCAACUGUGAAAACGAUGAUGAUGAAGAUGAUCUUCUGGUCGACUGGUUCAAAUUGAUCCACGAGAAGCAUUUGUUGGUUCGCCAUGAAUCAGAGCUUGUCUACACCUUUAAACAGCAAAAUCUGGAAGAGCGGCAGGCAGACGUGGAGUACGAGUUGCGCUGUCUUCUUAAUAAACCAGAGAAAGACUGGACAGAUGAAGAUCGAGCCCGGGAGGCAGAAUUGAUGCAGGAGCUGAUUACAGUCAUUGAACAAAGGAAUGCCAUCAUCAACAGCUUGGAUGAAGACCGACAGCGAGAGGAAGAAGAGGACAAAUUGUUGGAAACAAUGAUUAAAAACAAAGAUUUCCACAAAGAUCCGAACAGCGAAAUGAAAAAGAAGGCAAAAUUCAAACCAAGCAAGAUGCUGAAGUUUCUUAGCAACAAACCAGAGGGAAAGUCUAAGAAUGCCAAAGAGAAGAACUUAUGAUGGGGAAGGAAGUGCUGCAGGUGUGGCUGGCACAGCUGAUCGUGCUGGGAGCAGUUCUAUUCCAGUGUCUGGUGACUGGCUCAUAGGAGUCUCGUACUUGAUAUUAGGCAGCUCCUUCAUGUGCUGACUGAGGUUGCUUAUUAUAUAUAUAUGUGCAAUAGAAACCACUACAGUACUCCCUUUAUUUUUGCAUGGUGCGGUGUUAUCUUACUGGUUAGAUGUUCUGCUCCUUUUGCUAAAGUUGACUCAUUUCCACCAUGUGGUUUUCUGCAAAGUUUCACAGCUGCAGAGUUGAAUGCUCGCUUUUGACUUUCUUGGUGCUCAUUCACCGAGGGCUUGCUUUAAGGUCAAGCCUGGUCGUCACCCAGAGCCGUGGACCAGAAAUGUUCCUUUCCUGUGUGAAGAUCGGCCUGCUUCCUGCUACGUUCUGCUGCUGUUCAGCGUGGUGCGUGUACACUCGGCGACCCACUGGUGAUUCAGAAUUCUGCGCACUGUGGAGGGUUAUUUUGUGCCAUUUAUCUAUCAUCAACUUAAACUGAAAUCUUUGCAAAAAUAUGAACGGUAUUGCAAGAUGCCGUAUAUAAUUCAAAAGAUAGGUUACAAUAGUUCUUCUGAACCAUUGGGAACAAGACCUGCUAGCACUUAAUAGCAUGGUGUGACGGUGCGGUGUGUGGAGUCCGACAUGCAGACAUGGUGUGAUCUAUUACACCACCAUUUGCUUCCUACAAAUCCUCUGGAGGCUUUGCUUCGGGUGGAAAUAUGUCCAGGGCACUUCUGAAUAGCUUAAGACUGGCUCCCCAAUCCCACUCUUCGUCUCUCAGUAGAUCUCUAUGCAACAAGAAGUUUCAGUCUGUGAAAUUCUUCCAGACAGAACUCACCAGAUCAGUUUGAUUUACGUCAUCAUCUCAGUUCUCUCACUCCUGUGCCACAAGAUAAGCAUUCAGCUCUGCCCUGAAGGAUGUUGAACAUAGUGAUGUAAAGUGUAUGCCUUCCUGUGCCACUGUGAAACAUUGCAGCACUUCUUUAAAAACUGGUAGAAAAUGUCCUUGUGACUAAGUGUAUGCAUAAAUAAUGCUCUCAUGUUUAUUUCUUGAGUGUGUGCACACCACAUAGAUCCAGUUACUGAGACCAGCUAAUACAAAUGUGCUUCCAAACCUAGUUAAUUCAUAAUGAAGUAUGCUUUCAAACAUAGUUGUAUCAUUUAAGAUAGUGGCAAAUAUUGGCAACUUAGGUCAAGGCGUUUGAUCUUGUGGUGUUCGCCGAGCUUGGCAAUCAACUUGUAGACGUUUCAUCACCAGCUGAGGUGACGUCCUCAGGUCACAGUUGUUGGCGUUUCUCUCUGGGAGUGCUCACGUUUAUUUAGGACCCCCCCCCCCCCCCCAAUUCAUUUGUUUGCCUCAGUCCUGUUUAGCUACCUCUUCCGUUGACCUCUGAAUUUUAUUGGCUCGCAUUUCUUUGGCUGUUAGGGGUCCAUUGACAAUGAUCCAUUGUCACAGUACAAGAAGGAUACCAGUUCAACUGAGACACUGUGGAGGCCUACUGCAUGGGCAGACACGAAGUAGGCACAAGAAUUCUUAGGAGUGCUGUUCUCUUUUGAUAACUCCAAAAACAAACAUAUCAAAAUAGAUCCCAUCUAUGAACCCGCUAAGAGCCAUAGAAACACCAGCCAAUAGAAAUCAAAGGUCAACUGAAGGGGUAGCCAAUCAGGUCUGAGGCAAGUGAACGGGGGCCGAUAUAAACGCAAGCACACCCAGAGAGAAACACCAACAACUACGCACUGAGGACAUCACCUCGACUGGCGAUGAAGCAUCGCCAAGCUUGACGAAUAUUGCAACAUCAAGAGUGAAGUCAUAAUGAAGUACACUUUCAAACACAGUUUAAAAAAUCAUAGUGAAGUGUUGCUAUUAAUAUUGCACUUUAAUUGACCAGUGAGGUGUUGUGCUGUUGAUAUUUUUCAACAGGUACUUUACACAAGCUUCAAACUAAAAUUUAGUCAUCUCCAUUUGAGUCAGUCUCCAGACAGUCUUGAGUGCACUUUGGCCAUGCUCAGCCUACAUUGCAAUAGGCUGCAUUGCCGGCCAGUGAGCUCCCUGCUAGGUGCUGUUCCUAGGGGAAGUUCGGAAAACCAAGGGGAGUUACCAGUCUGAUCCAUGUACUUGCAGUACCAGCUUAUCAAGGGCGACUUGCAGACAAAUGUGUUCCAGCAAGAAACAACUUCAGUUUGGAAUUCAUGUAUGAUCCAGACUUUCAGGGACUCUUCAAUUUGUUUUUGAAACUUAACCCUUCAGUAGAUUGGAUAAGGACAACAUAUUCUAUUAGCCUAAAUGCUGGACAGACGCUUGGCAUUACCCUGAUUAAUAUAGUAUGUUGAAGUUUUGUCAACUCUUAGCAAUAAUUGUAUCCCUACUUAACUUACAGGAACAACUGCAAAAAAGCCUUAAUCCAAUUCAUUGUCAAAUCUUCAGUUUUAGAGUCUUUUUAAUACUUAUUGUAACUGCAUUAUUGGUGCCAUGUCUUUGUAUUAGUCAUUCAAUUAUGGUAUUACUUUCAUAAGUUCAUUCAGAUCAUCUUGCUGAUCCAAAUCUUUGACUUUUACUGUAUCUUACCUAUUUGUAAAUAAUAUUUAUUGAAACACAAAAGAACUGUUCUAAAGCUAUAUUAUUCUGCUAACAAAAUUGAUAAAACUGGGUCUUUUAAAA
This is a messenger RNA of Hypanus sabinus (Atlantic stingray), 6326 nucleotides long. It is a transcript of the gene micall1a, whose product is annotated as MICAL-like 1a. The coding region runs from base 628 to 3627 and encodes 999 amino acids. The transcript has 16 exons. The record is from RefSeq and is a predicted model, not a curated record. Gene Ontology annotation, molecular function: protein binding. NCBI's taxonomy places the organism in Eukaryota, Metazoa, Chordata, Chondrichthyes, Myliobatiformes, Dasyatidae.